CCGGAAAACACCAAACCUCCCCUAUGCAGUCUCGUGCGCCGCUGCUGUUUCGCCGCUCUCGCGCUCUGUUCGGUAAACAUGCGUGACCGCGCGCUCCGGUGUUUCCCGUAGUCUCAUAUCCGCGCUGUGUGUUCAUGCUUGCGGCUCUGCUGCGCUCUCGCGCGACUGCGUGGCGAUUUCUGAAGCGCGCGACGCCGUUACCGGAGCUCCUCGGUCACGGUGACGUCAAGGCCGGUGUGUCUCGCGCCGCGUGUUUGCGGCCGUGGAGCGACAGCAUGUUGCCACGCGCGGGGAAGAAGCCUGCAAAGGACGCGCCGCUGCGGCACGUGCGCUCCAAGGAGAAGCGCGCGCACCGGGAGCUCCCAGGGCCGAGCACCGUGCACGCGCAGGCGGUGAGCGCUGGGAGCAGAGAGAACGGGAGCGCGCUUUAUGUCUUCUCAGAAUACAACCGGUAUCUGUUCAACUGUGGGGAAGGGACCCAGAGGCUGAUGCAAGAGCACAAACUGAAGGCGGCUCGAUUGGACAACAUUUUCCUGACCAGGAUGAGCUGGGAGACGGUCGGAGGCUUGUCAGGAAUGAUUCUCACCUUGAAAGACACAGGAGUCCCUGAGUGUGUCCUUUCUGGACCUCCACAGCUGGAGAAGUAUUUGAAUGCUAUCAAAGUGUUUUCUGGACCAUUAGAGGACAUCAAAUUAUCUGUGAGGCCAUAUACUGAAUCAGUAUAUAAAGACGACACCAUGACCGUCACCCAAGUGCCUGUAUUUGCUGAGCAGAAUGCUGAGGGAAUGAGGCGCAGUAGCAGUCCGAACAGCAGUUCCACAUCCAGCCAGCGGAGGGAGCUGUGGCGGCCUGAUGACUGCGAGGAAAGCCCAACCAACAACAGAGCGUCAAGUCCAGAAGGCAAAGAGAGAACUACGCGGGAUCCCUCUUUGGUCGUAGCUUACGUUUGUAAGCUGCAUCCGAAAAAAGGAAACUUUCUUGUGCAGAAAGCAAAGGAGCUGGGAUUACCUGUGGGGACAGCUGCUAUCGGACCAAUCAUAACUGCCUUAAAAGAUGGGAAAAGUGUGACCUAUGAGGGAAAAGAGAUCCAACCAGAGGAAGUGUGUACUCCCACUGACCCAGGGCUAGUGUUCCUUGUGAUUGACUGCCCUUCCAAACAGUUUAUUCAACCGCUCUGCACUAACGAGAUCCUCCAAAGAUAUCAGAGUGGGGAAGAUGGAGCCACUCUGGUGGUGCACAUGACCCCAGAAUCAGUGCUGAAAACAGAGGAGUAUCAGCGGUGGAUGGAGAGGUUCCCCUCCAGUACGGAGCACAUGAUUAUGAAUGAGCAGGCGUGCUGCAUUCACAACGUCAGGAGCCAAAAGAUCCAAACGCAACUGAACCUCAUCCACACUGACAUCUUCCCUCAACUCCAGCACUACAAAAGCACGGAGUCUCAGGCUGCUCUGCAUGUGCCCAACGUGAGAGCGGAGUGUCUGCUUAAGUUCCAGCUAAGACCCAAAGCAGAGUGGCAGCGAGACGCCAUCCCUCCCUGCGAUGAAGGGGAAUUUGUUAAGGAGGCCGCAGAGGUGCCAAACUUUCUGCAGGAAGUGGAGAAGUUCAAACGGUUCCAAACGACUGAUUCUGUCACCCUGUCUGGUAAAGUGGACCGGUACCCUGAGGUGGUGUUUUUGGGGACGGGCUCAGCUCUGCCGAUGAAGAUCAGAAACGUCAGCGGCACUCUGGUUAAUAUCAGCUCUUCCCAGUCUCUGCUGAUGGACUGUGGUGAGGGCACAUUUGGUCAGAUGUGCCGUCACUAUGGCAACCAUGUGGAUGAGAUGUUGACCAAGUUGUCCACCGUGUUUAUCUCUCACAUACAUGCUGAUCAUCACACGGGGCUGGUUAAUUUGUUGCUGCAGAGAGAGCGAGCUCUAAACAGUCUGGGGAAAGCUUUCACUCCAGUGUAUCUGGUGGCUCCUACUCAGAUCAUGACGUGGCUCAACCAGUAUCAUGACCACUGCCAGGAAAUCCUCAGCCAUGUCAACUUCAUCCCAGCCAAGUGUCUGUGUGAAGGUGCGGAGGUGCCCAAGUUUAAAACCAAAUCCUUCAUUCAGGCCGUCCUGAAGAGAAAUGACCUCACUAAGUUUCAGACCUGUCUUGUGCGUCACUGCAAGAAUGCGUUUGCCUGCAGUUUGACCCAUCAGUCCGGCUGGCGGAUUGUGUUCUCUGGAGACACCAUGCCCUGUGACGCCCUUGUACACAUGGGAAAAAAUGCAACAUUGCUGAUACAUGAAGCCACACUGGAAGAUGGAAUGGAAGAGGAAGCCAUGGACAAAAGGCACAGCACAACCUCACAGGCCAUCGACAUCGGGAUGAAGAUGAAUGCGGAGUUCAUUAUGCUGAACCACUUCAGCCAAAGGUACGCCAAGAUUCCACUCUUUAGCGACGACUUCAAUCAGCGCGUGGGAAUCUCCUUCGACCACAUGAGGAUCCGGCCGGGAGAUUUCCAGAUCCUUCCUCGGCUCCUGGCUCCUCUGAAAGCACUGUUCGCAGAGGAAAUCGAGGAGAUGGAGGAGAGAAGAGGAAGAAGGGAGCUGAGGGCGGGGAAGACUGUAGGGAUGGAGUCUAACGGUGAGGCAGGAGGUGGAGCUAAAAGAGAACAGGAGGAGCCUAACCAGGAAAUGGCCUCUAAACGACUAAAAGCUAACUAAGCAUCCACCAGUCAGGUUCAACCAGUAUGAUGGAUGUUUAAAAAUGUUCUCGAGCCUUUUUCAGCCUAAUCUCUUUUAGCUAUGUCUGCAGUGUUCAGGUGACCACAGAUUAAUGCUGAUGUGUUUCUCUGUGCUUAGAAAAGAACAGAAAACGCAUUGAACACACUUAUAAUAAAAGUCAGUGGGAAGCUGCUAAAUGAAUGUUGCUGUGUUGAAAUGCUGGAAAAUCAAACAUCUCAGAAAAACAGCCUUAAUAAGACAUUGUCUCAUGUCUGUCUCAUCUUAACACCAGUAUAGUUGGAGUGUAACGGGUUGUUGUUUCCAAUUUAUGUUAUGUAAUUACAGAUUUCCAUCUUGAACUUCAGCAGCUGCUCAUUGGCUUCUGUUAUAAGUGUGUUUUAUAGGUUCUCUGUUCUUUUGUAAGUGCAGAAAAAUGUAAAAACUUUUGUUUGUGUUUAAUGAUUGUGCUGCAGAUGCAGCAAAUAGAGAUUAGUUUGAAAAACACUGGCGUAUUCCUUUAAGAUCAAUCAAGAGUUGGCUCAGAAAAGACUUACCAGUGAACACAAUGCUACAUAUGAUCCAACCUAUGAAAGGACACUGUAAACAUUGAGCACUAUAUCUUUCGCAUCACAUUGAUUUCUUAGUUGGAAUAUUUUCUAAGAACAUUGAUUUCAUCUGAUUUGAAUGAGUACACAGCCUGUCCUGCGAGAUUCCCUUUCAUAGAAUUGUUCAAAGCAGCCAAGUUUUCCCACCUUGUGGUGUUUUUGCUUAUGUGACACAUUUCCAAAAGCUUAUACACGGAUUUAAGAUGAACAAGAGCUAUGAAGGGGUACAGGUUUGGGGUGAAUGCCACUAAGAAUUGGACUUUGAGUUUGGAGUGAUUCGAGUGAUUAUAAUGAAUUUAGCUUGAACAGGGCAGGUUUCUUUUCCUGUUUCCAAGGUGUGAGUGUGAAUGUAUAUUUUUUUUGUAUGUAAUAUUGUGUUAUUUAUGUACAUAAAAACAGACUAACAGACUUUUUGUUUUAAGAAAAUAAACAGAAGGCUUAAAGAACAUGGUGAGAGUUAUCAGGAGGGUUUAAAACUGAACUAAGUGGAAGUUUACUGAACAUUAGAUUAGGCAAUGCAGAAUAUGGCCUACAUUUCAGUAAAAUGACCUAUUCUUUAUUACCUAAAUUUACUGAAAUUACACAGCUCCUCAAAGCAUCUUGAGCUCAAGAUUGGUGGUGCUUCACAUGUUUGAGGAAGCUUAUGCUACCCUUCACCCUCCCAGCUUGGUAGCAUGGUGUGAUGGAGGGAUACCUGACUAGCGAGUGCAGUUGGCCAUAACUAAUUUGGAUAGAACACUGAGUAAAAAGAAAAAAGCAGGCAUGUUCCACAUA
This is a messenger RNA of Colossoma macropomum (tambaqui), 4069 nucleotides long. It is a transcript of the gene elac2, whose product is annotated as elaC ribonuclease Z 2. The transcript is spliced from 24 exons. The record is from RefSeq and is a predicted model, not a curated record. Lineage: Eukaryota; Metazoa; Chordata; Actinopteri; Characiformes; Serrasalmidae. Gene Ontology annotation, biological process: mitochondrial tRNA 3'-end processing. Bases 135 to 2690 code for a protein of 851 amino acids. Gene Ontology annotation, cellular component: mitochondrion. Gene Ontology annotation, molecular function: 3'-tRNA processing endoribonuclease activity.